AGCUUGUGUAUAAAGAGAUGUGCAAAAUGAAAACAGCAUGUUGAGCCGCACUUUUGAAACUACCCACAGGAAAUUUCAACCUUGAAAUGUACCAAGAUGGCGGAACGGACUUUCCCCGAGAUCACAGAAGACCGCCAUUUCUGUGAUCCCACAAAGAGGUGAAUCCGAGGGGUUUUAUGACGUUGUCACAAAGGUGUCACGCCAAAUAUUGAAGAAACAUAAUCUUGUGGCCCGUAAAGUUUGCUUCCAAGGACAGUGGAGUUGGUUGAGCCAGGAAGCAAUUUCAAGUCAUGUUUCCCAAUCAAAUGACAAGGAAUGCCAUUUACAAAGGCAGUGACGUAGCUCUAACGUCACUUUCUUCCACUACACCCACUAUCCGCGAAACAUGGCGGACUGUCCAGCCGACAGACGACGCCAAGUAUGCGGACGCUGUCCAGAAUGAGGGGUCCGUAUUUGGAUGGCGGAAGAAGGGCAGAGGCGCGCGAUGGAUUAUUCACGUUGUCAACAUUGCCGGGAUGAUUUACUACGUCGUGUUGUCUUCCGUUUUAGCCCUUAUCACGUAUUACGUGACGUUACCCGCGGUUUAUACCAACGACAGUUUAACUUACAGGAGAAUUCUGCUUCAUUUUCUAUUCAUCAAUAUGAUGCUAAAUUACAUCCUGCUUCAGUUUUACGGCAGAAGGUUUCAUGGCAUGAGAUCCGGAGCGAAACCAUUACUGCCGACACAUACUCGGACUGAGCGCGCUUUUUGCGAGAGAUGCCAGGCAACCGUCGUGGCACGCGCCAAGCAUUGUUACAUGUGUGACGUAUGCGUGUUGAAAAGGGAUCAUCACUGUUUCUUCGCCGGCUGCUGCGUUGGAUUCCACAAUCAACGCUAUUUCGUUGUGUUUUGCUUUUAUGCGUCUCUCGGCUCAUUAUUUUGUCUCUACAUAAUAUCAGAACAUCUUCGACUGACGUAUGCUAAUAUAUUCAGCUAUGAAGUAUACAGGUUUUUGUUACCAUGGUGCCUCGUGGAGUGGUUAUUUCGAGGCCUGUCUUCCGGUACCUUGGCCAUGAUUUUUCUGUUCUACAUGACGAUUCCUACUUGCCUUGGCUGUAUCUGGUUCGCUGUACAGCAGUUUUGGUUGAUUUACAGAGGGCAAACGACAUACGAGUACUUGAAAGGUAUUAAGACAUAUAGGACCUUCACUGCUGAUCAUUUUAGAUCCGUUUUCGGAUCUUUCUGGCCGUUGAAUUUCAUUCUUCCUAUGCCUUGGUUCAGGCAACAUGGAAAUGGCAAAGAUUGGAAUGUGUUAAAACAUGUUUAAUGUGUCAACGCGUGUG
Liolophura sinensis is the source of this 1323-nucleotide messenger RNA. Its product is annotated as palmitoyltransferase ZDHHC22-like. Gene Ontology annotation, molecular function: palmitoyltransferase activity. The record is from RefSeq and is a predicted model, not a curated record. NCBI's taxonomy places the organism in Eukaryota, Metazoa, Mollusca, Polyplacophora, Chitonida, Chitonidae. The coding region runs from base 291 to 1307 and encodes 338 amino acids. The transcript has 3 exons.